Ailuropoda melanoleuca (giant panda) is the source of this 7762-nucleotide messenger RNA. It is a transcript of the gene MAML2, whose product is annotated as mastermind like transcriptional coactivator 2. Gene Ontology annotation, cellular component: nucleoplasm; nuclear speck. Lineage: Eukaryota; Metazoa; Chordata; Mammalia; Carnivora; Ursidae. Gene Ontology annotation, molecular function: transcription coactivator activity. Gene Ontology annotation, biological process: Notch signaling pathway; positive regulation of transcription of Notch receptor target. The transcript is spliced from 5 exons. The record is from RefSeq and is a predicted model, not a curated record. The coding region runs from base 2120 to 5017 and encodes 965 amino acids.
AGGGGCAGAGGGAGAGAAAGAGAGAGACACUCCCCACAGAGCAGGGAGCCAGACAUGGGGCUUGAUCUCAUGACCCUGAGAUCAUGACCUGAGCUGAAGGCAGAUGCUUAACCGACUGAGCCACCCAGGCGCCCCAACAAAUAUGCACUUUUAUCAGAGAUGAGAAAUUAAAGCCUGGAGAAAAUGAGAGGAAAUCGACUUCCGUUCUGUGUAUCUCCCAUUGUUAUUCCAAUCCCCGCCCUGUGCUCUACAUCCAGACCCAUUGUUUUCCUUUCUGUUACUGGUGGUCUUUCCUCUUCCAUCUGUCUCUCCUUCCCUUCUUCCCUUGCCUUCUUCUUUUCCUCAGACCUCCCAGAUACAGGGUGAAGAGAGAACAUAAACGAUGGUCAGGACUGGUGAACAGAGAAAUAGCGUGGGGUUUUCUUUUCAUCAAAGUUUUGAGUUGUCUUUGCACUUGAAAUAUGCACGUGAUAAAAAGGAGGUGCCAUUUCAAUUCAUAUUGUCUUGAAAACGCAAAGACUCUUCUAGUUUUUCUCCGUAAUGAAGACUUUGUUGGAUUGUGGGCUCUGUAAUUCUACUGGCUGUACAAAUACCUUGAAAGAGAAACAACUCCAAGUCAUGGAUCAAAAAUUCAAUUUGACGGGUAUUUACAAAAUGCCUAACAUGCCUAUGCAUUUUGUUUAUUCAUUAUAAUAACAAGAUAUAGUGAGUUUGUAUUCUGUGCCAGCACGGUACUCUGUUAAAAGUCCAAAAUUAAACACAACACAAGAUUCCUACCUUCAAGAAUUUACAGCAGAAUGGAGGAGCAAAUAUAAAAAGAUCAGUUGCAGUGUGACAGGAGAGCAUUCUAAAAGCACAAGGAACUGCGAUUUUGGAAAGAUGAUACAAACCAGUUAUCUCUUGCUUAAUGGAAUAGACAGGCUACAGGAAAUUUGGCAAUAAAACAAAGUUUAUAUAAAUUGAAACAUUUUCCUACAACUCCACUAUAAAAUUGGAAACAUUUUCCCACAGAAAAGCCUCCCAGAAUGCUGAACGCAAAACUUGGGAUCACAGAAAAUAUGAUAUUAUGUCUAUAUUUGGCCUGCUGAAAAUUGUAUUUUUGCAAGGUAAUCCCAGCUUUCAUUGGUAGCUCCCAUCCUGACACACACUGUUUUCUUCUUGGAGUGCUUUUCUAAGUCUGGGAUUGCCAAUGCCUUGGUACUUUCUUUCUUACCAGGUACUGCUCUGUCUUCACUCGCAGCCUCUGGACCUCUCCGUUUGCAUUCUUCCUUUCUGUUGAGAUAUUUAUGGCAGUUAAUAGAGUCAGACAAGAUGUAUUCCAGCCUGAUGUGCUUCUCAGGUUGCAGAUGUGUAAGAUGAGUGACUUCCUAUCUCCAUCUGUCUAGCUCAAGAAUUAACUUAGGGUGACGAAUGCCUGCUUCGGCCAUUCAUUUAAUAAAUAUUUAUUGACUGCCUACGGUGUACAAUCAAAACAUAGUUUCUGACCUCGUGAGCCUACCACGUCGCUUGGCAAGAUGCAUUGCAUACUUGUUUAUUUGUAAUGGCAGUAAGUGCUACAGAGGACACGUACAGCUUUCUACAGGUUUAGGGGACCUGAGUUUGUCUGAAAGAUGAAAAAAGAUGAGGAAGGGCUUCCCUGAGGAGGUGCUAUUUCAGCUGAGGUCUGAAGGAUAAGUAGGGAUUCCUCCAGGCAGAGGAAAGAGCAAAGGUUUGGGGGCAGGUAGAAACAUGGUGGUUUUGAGGAACUUAGAGGUCGGUGUGGCCAAAGCCAAGAGAGCCCAGGGCAGAGUGAAGCAGGAAGGAACGGGGUUAGGCUCCUAGGCUCUGGAAUCAGAUUUCCUAGUUGGAAUCCUUGGUCUCACAGCUGUGUCAGUCAUGAAUACCUUUGGCUCCAAGUAACAGAAAGCCUGCCUUAGCGAGGUUAAUAUAUAGAGCAUAACAUAUUGUCUCCACAAAACGGAAAGGGUGAAAAGAGGCAGUCUAGGGUUUUUGUGGGGCGCUGGGCUCUUUUCAUCUUCUGCUCUGCAUUCUGAGUUUGCUGCUUCACUGUCUCUGAGUCUCAAAGUGGUCCCAGGCACGAUGGCCCCACUGGAGGCAGGAGGAAGGGGAGAGAUGUGUAAUGCCAGGUUUUUCAUCAGAAAAGCUUAAAGCUCAGAAGUCAGCUGGUGAACUCCGGCCGCACGUCACUGAUCAGAACACAACCCAAACGCUCCAGGGUUCCUUGAAAAGAAAACAGGUGGUUAACCUGUCUCCUGCGAACAGCAAGAGGCCCAAUGGCUUUGUCGACAACUCAUUCCUUGAUAUCAAGAGAAUCCGUGUUGGGGAGAACCUCUCUGCGGGACAAGGGGGCCUCCAAGUCAAUAAUGGACAAAAUCAGAUGAUGUCAGGGACCUUGCCCAUGAGCCAAGCACCCCUGCGGAAGACAAACACUCUGCCACCCCACGCACAUCCUCCUGGAAAUGGUAUCUUUAACAUGGGCUUGAAGGAAGUGAAGAAGGAGCCCGGAGAGACUCUGUCUUGCAGUAAGCACAUGGACGGCCAGAUGAGCCAGGAGAGUGUGUUUUCCAGUAGGUUCGGCGAGGACCCUGUAGAGCAGCUGAUGGACCCAGAGCUGCAGGAACUGUUCAAUGAGCUGACCAACAUUUCCGUGCCUCCCAUGAGUGACCUGGAGCUGGAGAACAUGAUCAAUGCCACCAUCAAGCAGGAUGACCCAUUUAACAUCGACUUGGGUCAGCAGAGCCAGAGGAGCACUCCCAGGCCCUCCCUGCCCAUGGAGAAGCCAGUGAUCAAGAGUGAAUACUCCCCAGGCCUAACCCAGGGCCCCUCCGGCUCGCCUCAGUUGAGGCCCCCCUCUGCUGGCCCGGCAUUCUCCAUGGCCAACUCCGCCCUCUCCGCUUCCUCCCCAGUCCCUUCUGUCCCUCAGAGCCAGGCUCAGCCUCAGACAGCAUCGGGAGCAAGCAGGGCCCUGCCGAGCUGGCAGGAAGUCUCCCACGCCCAGCAGCUCAAACAGAUCGCAGCCAACAGGCAGCAGCAUGUUCGGAUGCAGCAGCACCAGCCUACCACCUGGCCGGCCUUGCCCUCCUCCACGGGGCCAUCGCCAGGCCCAUUCGGGCAGGAGAAAAUCCCCAGCCCGUCUUUCGGUCAGCAGCCAUUUAGCCCGCAGAGCUCGCCCAUGCCGGGGGUAGCGGGUGGCGGCAGCCAGUCGAAGGUGAUGGCUAACUACAUGUACAAGGCCAGCCCGGCAGCGCAGGGAGGGCACCUGGACGUGCUCAUGCAGCAGAAGCCUCAGGAUCUCAGUCGAAGUUUUAUGAACACCCCGCACACAGCCAUGGAGCCCCGUCAUGGCAACACUAAGCCUCUGUUCCAUUUUAACUCCGAUCAAGCAAGCCAGCAGAUGCCUUCUGUUUUGCCUUCCCAGAGUAAGCCUUCUCUCCUACACUACACCCAGCAGCAGCCCCAGCAGCCACAGCAGCCCCAGCAGCCCCAGCAGCCCCAGCAGACCCAGAGCUCCAUUUCAGCUCAACCACCACCACCGCCGCCACCGUCCCAGCCCGCCCAGCCCCUGUCAAGCCAGCCUUUGCUGAGGUCCCCCUUGCCGCUCCAGCAGAAGAUCCUCCUUCAGAAAAUGCAGAAUCAGCCCAUCACAGGCCUGGGGUAUCAAGUCUCCCAACAGCACCGACAGGAUCAACACUCUGUGGUAGGCCAGAACACAGGCCCCAGUCCAAGUCCCAACCCCUGCUCAAAUCCAAACAGCGGAAGUGGUUACAUGAACUCCCCGCAAUCACUGUUGAAUCAGCAAUUGAUGGGAAAGAAACAGACUCUACAGAGGCAGAUCCUGGAGCAGAAACAGCAGCUUCUCCUCCAGCAGCAGAUGCUGGUUGAUGCGGAGAAGAUUGCUCCGCAGGAUCAGAUAAAUAGACAUUUGACAAGGCCACCCCCAGAUUACAAAGACCAAAGAAGAAAUGCGAGCAGUAUGCAGCCAACUGCUGCUCAGUAUUCUGGUGGCUCAUCAACCGUGAGUUUAAACUCUAACCAGGCUUUGGCAAACCCAGUUUCAACACAUGCCAUUUUGACUUCGAAUUCCAGCCUCAUGUCUACUUCCCAUGGGACAAGAAUGCCAUCAUUACCCACAGGAGUUCAGAAUAUGGGGAUGUAUGGAAAUCUGCCUUGCAGUCAACCUGGCACGUACAGUGUCACUUCAGGAGUGAAUCAGCUAACCCAACAGAGAAACGCAAACCAAUUGAUAGCAAAUCAAAACAACCCUCUGAUGCCACGACCACCUACCUUAGGGGCAGGUAAUAAUAAUAACGUGGCCACUUUUGGAGCUGGACCUGUUAGCAAUUCACAGCAAUUAAGACCAAAUUUAACCCAUAGCAUGGCAAGCUUGCAAGCACAGAGAACGUCGAAUGUAAUGAUCACAUCCAGCACAACAGCACCAAACUGGGCCUCUCAAGAAGCAACAACCAAACAACAGGAAGCCUUGAAGUCCACGGCAGUCCGCUUCCCCACAGGUACACCUGCAGCCUAUACUCCAAACCAGUCACUGCAACAGGCAGUGGGCAGCCAGCAGUUUUCCCAGAGGCCAGUGGUUCCUCCUAACCAGUUAACACCAGCAGUGCAGAUGAGACCCAUGAACCAAUUAAGUCAAACAUUAAAUGGACAAACCAUGGGUCCACUCAGAAGUCUGAACCUCAGACCCAAUCAGCUAAGCACACAAAUUAUGCCUAAUCUGAACCAGUCAGGAACAGGGUUGAGUCAGUCAAGGACAGGCAUAAGCCAGCCACCAUCCCUGACAUCAGGCAGUUUCCCUUCACCCAACCAAAGUUCCAGGCCUUUUCAAGGAAAUGACCAUGGCAGUGACUUAGCUUUUGACUUUCUCAACCAACAAACUGAUAACAUGGGCCCUGCCCUCAACAGCGAUGCUGAUUUCAUUGAUUCUUUAUUGAAGACAGAGCCUGGUAAUGAUGACUGGAUGAAAGACAUCAAUCUUGAUGAAAUCUUGGGGAACAACUCCUAAAGGAGAAGAGGGAGAGAAUUAAUAAACUCCACGCACUAAAAGACAGUAUUUUACAAGGACUCUGUAAAGGCCAAACUCUUGACUUUUAGUUGGACUAAGUGAAGAUACCUUGGCUUAAACAUGGAAGCAGAAAGUAACUGCAGUGCUCGGUUCAAAUGCUUGUUUUAAAUCUCAAACCUGAAAGUAAAAUAUUGGGAUCACUUUUCCCUGUCUAAACUCCAGGACACAGUAUCCAGUUUGCCCAAACAGAACUGUGAUGUUGAUGUGUAAUUAGUUGUGUAAAAUAGGCUUCCCAAGCUCCUUUCCUCCCUGAAAGAAAAGUCAUAAAGCUUGUAGCUUGUUAAACCCCAUAUCAUACGGAGGUACUAGUUCCCAGCAACAAGCAACAAAUUCCUUCAUUUGCUCUAAUAGAUAGUAAGUGUGGUUUAAUCUUCCCACUCUUGUCUUUUCAUUUAAUUUUCCUAAAACUUCCAGGGUAGAUUGAAAUGUUAAUAGGUUUGUUUGGAGUAACCAAACAGUGCCCCAAGUAGAGGAAAGCCAGAGAAACUAGAGAACAUCCAGUGGAUUGUACAGUUUCUUCCCCAGAUUCACCUCUCACUUUGUCAGUUUUCCCACAUAUGCCAUACUUCCACAACAUGCCAUGUCUAGUGAUGAAACAAGAUCGCAGAGCUUUCCAACUUUAUUUGGGCUUCCGUAACCAAUUCUUGAGUCCAUUUCCAAGUCUUAGAUACAAUCACAGCUUGUCCUAAUCAUAUUGAAAUAUUAAUGCAUACCCGUCUGCAUCAGAUGUCACUAUUUCAAAAAGAAAACAUCCCAUUGGACAUGGCUACAAAGGAGAUUUAGCCACAAAUAACCUGAGGGUGUUGCUUAUUGUGAUGAUUGCUUGCUGGUUAGUUCCCAUGCUGAGUGAAAUUGAGCCUUGUCUUCCCUGCUUAUUUUGAUGACCAGAGACUGUUCUGUAAGAAAACGGAGAUAAGAAGGUAUCUUGUUUUGAUUGGAGAUAAAAAAGAGAUCAGGACAAGAAAUGGUGGGUAUGGUUGCGUACAAAUCUAUUUCACAGGGUUUGAAGGAAAGCAUAAUUGAAAGAGAAAACAAUCUGUCCUGAUUUGGGCAUAUUUGGGUAAACAGCUAAAGAGAAUGUGAUCUGUUCCAGUAGCAAUGUAUUCAUUCUUCGCUCCCUGAUGUGAUGUAUCUUCACCACAUGCUAGAUGGACCCUGCAUAUCCCGGUUUUCUCCCUCAGGGCUGAGCACUGUAUCAAAGAAAGAGUUUUUGUUGAGUCAUGUCACCUCAGCACCCACACACAGAUCAGCUGUAAAAUGGGGAGGAUGUGUGCUGAUUUGGAAUGGAUGCAAAAUAUCAUUUUUGUUUUCCUCAUUACAGAAGAACAGAGGUUAUCUUCAGCCUUUUUAGUUACACACCCACAUAUUCAAUUAUUAGAUGUAAUUUAACUGAACUUGUUUAAUAACUAUGUCUUUCAAUAUCUGUUCUAAAAAGAUCAUAUUUUGAAAGUUCUGCAAAGCCCUCUCUCAAUCUUUAAAAUGUCUAGAAGCACUCUCUUUCUUUUACACAAUACCAACGUCACUGGCCCAGAAUCUUUUCUGUGCUAGGUUGUAAAUAUGAAUAAAUGACUUGUUUUGUAAACUUUUGUAAAGAAUAUUUUGGUAGAAAUACUUAAAACAUAUUCUUUGGGUUAUAUUUAUACAUAUGUGAAAUAAAUAUACUAUCAAAAGGUUAUAUUUUAUACAAAAAGUAAAUUGUUACCUUUUGUAUGCUAAUAUACAAAGUUUUGUAUAAUAUGAUGGUUUAUUUUUAGCUCUACACUUAAACCGUAAGAGGUCAAGUGGGAACUUUUGAAAACUAUCAAGAGGCUUGUUAGAAAAAUUUAUAUUCUGAAACCUCAAGAAGAAAGCAUUCCGGGUUUCAAUUUUUUCUUUUUUUUCCCCCGCUCCCAAAUUAUUUUUUAAACCCAUAGUUCUUUUGUCUUAUUUGAUCCUACUGCUGUGCACAUUGUAUUGGUUCUUGUUGCAUGUGGUCUACUGUGUGUUUUCCCAUUUUUUAAAACAGUGUUCCUCCAUGCAAAAAAGGAAAAAAAAUGUACAUAUAAACACUUUUAUUUUAUGACUCCUCCAUGUUACUGUAUAUAUCUGCCAGUACUUCCCAGUUACACUCCUGUGAUUCAGCUUAUUUUUACCCUAACAUAAAUAGUAUGUUUUGUAGUAGCUAUCAAAUUUAAGAGAUAAAGCAAUCAGAAUGUUUGGAUUUUCUUCUAUCUUAAUGUGAAUUUCAUAAUUAAUGUCUAUUUAUUCAGCUAUUCAUUAAAAUACAGGAUUCUUUGGAAAAACAUGGUGUAGUCUAUAGUUUCUGUUUGUUUGGCAGCCUAUGACCAAAGAUGACGUAAUUUUCCUGAAAGCUGAGAUGAUGACAAUUUGACAGACAGAAUGGAGCCAAAACUUGAAGAUUUACAAUGUAAAAGCUGUUGGAAUCCAAUCUCCCAUUUAUAGAGAUACCGGACUACUUAAUUGUUGGCGUUGUUUAUCAUUCUGACUUUAUACAGGAGGUAGAACUCAUUUUUCUUUUCUUUUUUUUUAUUCAAAGACUAGAAAGCAGUUUAGGCAAAUAAUUCAUUCUUGGCUUUGUGUUAAGCCCAAUGAAGGGAAAUAACCCUGCUCUAAGUGAAUGCACUAAUAUUACUUGCAUUACUGUAACUAUACCCAUAACUGUAAAGAUCUCAACUUGUAAAACAA